Molecule: messenger RNA, 11265 nt
Organism: Myiozetetes cayanensis
Lineage: Eukaryota; Metazoa; Chordata; Aves; Passeriformes; Tyrannidae
Product: microtubule-associated protein 1B-like
Exons: 4
Coding region: 31-6690 (2219 amino acids)
Biological process (GO): microtubule cytoskeleton organization; dendrite development; axonogenesis
Cellular component (GO): microtubule; synapse; cytosol
Molecular function (GO): microtubule binding; actin binding
Source: RefSeq, a predicted model, not a curated record
UGUUUCUCUCCUCCACUUUAGGUGCGCUUAAUGAUCACAGAUGCUGCAAGACACAAGCUCCUUGUUCUCACUGGACAGUGCUUUGAAAACACAGGAGAACUCAUUCUCCAGUCAGGGACCUUCUCCUUCCAUAGUUUCAUAGAGAUCUUCACGGAUCAAGAGAUUGGUGAAUUAUUGAGCACCACACACCCUGCCAACAAAGCCAGCUUAACUCUUUUCUGCCCUGAGGAAGGAGAAUGGAAAAAUUCCAACCUUGACAGACACAACCUUCAAGACUUUAUUAACAUUAAACUCAACUCAGCUUCCAUAUUGCCCAAAAUGGAAGGACUCUCUGAAUUCACUGAGUAUCUGUCAGAAUCAGUAGAAGUGCCAUCGCCCUUUGACAUUUUGGAACCUCCAACUUCAGGAGGCUUCUUGAAACUCUCUAAACCCUGCUGUUAUAUUUUCCCUGGUGGAAGAGGGGAUUCUGCGUUGUUUGCAGUGAAUGGAUUCAACAUGCUUAUCAAUGGAGGAUCCGAAAGAAAAUCUUGCUUUUGGAAACUUAUCCGGCACUUGGACAGAGUAGAUUCCAUUCUACUCACUCACAUUGGAGAUGAUAACCUGCCAGGAGUCAAUAGCAUACUUCAACGAAAGAUAGCUGAGUUAGAAGAGGAACAGUCCCAAGGGUCUACUACCAACAGUGACUGGAUGAAAAAUCUGAUCUCACCUGAUUUAGGAGUCGUAUUCCUUAAUAUACCUGAGAACCUGAAGAAUCUGAAUCCUGACUUUGGAGUAAAAAGGAGUGUAGAAGAAGCUUGUUUUACUCUCCAGUAUUUAAAUAAAUUGUCUAUGAAACCAGAACCUCUUUUCAGAAACAUAGGGAAUACCACUGACCCCAUCAUUUUAUUUCAGAAAAUGGGAGUUGGCAGACUUGAGAUGUAUGUGCUUAAUCCUGUUAAAAAUAGCAAAGAGAUGCAAUAUUUUAUGCAUCAGUGGAGUGGUACUAGCAAAGAUAAAACUGAAUUCCUGCUACCAAAUGGCCAAGAACUAGACAUUCCAUUAUCCUAUUUCACCUCUGUCUCAUCCCUGAUUGUGUGGCAUCCAGCUAAUCCUGUAGAAAAAAUAAUCCGAGUUCUGUUUCCUGGAAACAGCACCCAAUAUAAUAUUCUAGAGGGACUAGAAAAACUCAAACACUUAGACUUUCUUAAACAACCAAUGGUUACGCAAAAAGACCUAACUGGAAACAUUGCUAGCCCAGCUGUGAAACAAGCAAAAUUGAAACAGCAAACAGACAGCAAGGAGAGUCUGAAGCCUGCUGCAAAGACGCCAAGCAAGCCUGUCAGAAAGGAAUCUAAAGAAGAAACACUGGAGCCUGCAAAACCUAAUUCAGCACUGGAAAAGAUUCAGAAAUUGGAAAGCAAAGAAAAAGUUCCAGUUAAAAAAGAGAAACCAGCAGAAGUGGAGACCAAACCUAUAGUGGCAGAAAAAGAUGUAACAAUUAAAGAAAAACAAUUAGUGAAAUAUGAAACUCCUGAAAAACAAGUUACAUAUGUAAAACCAAAAGUGGUAAAGGACAAGCCAGUGAAAAAGGAAGUCAAAGCAAAACCUGCAGAAAAGAAAGAGGAAAAAGAAAAAUCAAAGAAAGAGGUUUCUAAAAAAGAAGAGAAAACACCCAUCAAAAAAGAGGAAAAACACAAAAAAGAAGAGAUCAAGCAAGAAGUUAAAAAAGACGUGAAAAAGGAAGAGAAGAAGGAAACUAAGAAGGAAGUAAAGAAAGAAGCUCCACCAAAGGAAGUUAAAAAAGAAGGUAAAAAAGAAGAGAAGGAAAUUAAGAAGGAAGAAAAAGGAAUCAAAAAAGACAUCAAGAAGGUUCCUAAAGAAACAAAGAAGACAUCUGCUCCUUCGACUGAAGUAAAAAAGCCAGCAGCAAAGCCUAAACCACAAAAGAAGGAGGAACCUGCUAAAAAAGAAGCAAUAUCUGCUGGAAAGCCAAAGGAAAAAAUAAAAAUUAAGACUGUGAAGAAGGAUAUUGAAGUCAGUGGAGCUCAAGGUGCCCUUGCAGCAGUUGUAGCCACUACCACCACUGUAGCAGCUGCAGAAAUUACAACUAGUGAAAAAGAACUUCAAGUUGAGAGAUCCCUUAUGUCUUCACCAGAGGAUUUAACAAAGGAUUUUGAGGAAUUAAAAGCUGAAGAAAUAAAAGCAAUAAAAGAAAUGAAACUUCAAGUUGCACUUAUAGAAGAUGAACUGAAACUCACUGGCACAGAACAAAAAGAGGCCUUUGAAGUCAAAAAAGAAAAAAUAGAUAAUGAAGGACCUGCUGAGUCCUCUGAUGAAGGUGUAACUACCACAGAGGCUGAGGGUGAGUGUGGACAAACACCUGAAGAAUUGGAACCUGUGGAAAAACACAGGGUUGAUGACCAUGAAAAGUUUGAAGAUGAGGGAACUGUCUUGGAAGAAUCAUAUGAAGGAGGAUAUUAUGAGGAAAAAGCAGAGACAGAAGAAGCUGAAGAACAAGGUGAAGAUGAGAGGGUAAAGACACAACUGGUCACCACAAAACCAUAUAUGAAGAAAGCAAGAAAAAUGGAAGAGAGUUCAGAUGAAAUAAUGGCUGAAGCAGAUACUAAUAUUAAAGCUGAAAAAUAUAUUGAAAACACAGAUGAUGAGGCAUCAGAUGAACAGGCUGAGCAAGACAGGGAAGAAGCAGUAGAAAAGGCAGAAACUGAAGAGACUGAAGAAGAGGAAGAAGACAAAGCAAAAGACAUUAGAGAUGAAGAGGAAACUGAAAAAAUAGAAGCUGAAGAAGAUUAUGUGAUGGCUGUGGUAGACAAAGAUGCAGAAGUUGGUGAAGUUGAAGAUAAAUAUGGCCUACUCAUAUUUACACCAACAAAACACUCAGAGCCUCAGUCUCCAGCAGUUGAACUGACUUCUUCUAUUCGUGAUGAAACAUUACCUGGUGGUUCAGAAAGUGAAACCACUGUUUCUGAUGAAGAAGAGAGGGAAGAUCCACAUGAGGAAUUCACUGCUACUUCAGUUUAUACACAGUCUACCAUUGAAAUAUCCAGUGAACCAACUCCAAUGGAUGAAAUGUCUAUACCCCAUGAUGUCAUGAGUGAUGAAACUAACAAUGAGGAAAGUGAGUCACCUUCUCAAGAGUAUAUGUACAUUACCAAGUAUGAGACAUCACUGUACUCUCAAGAAUUUUCUAGACCUAAACUUUCUCCACUUCCAGAUGCUUUUAAUGGAUCAUCAGAGGGAUCCAAAACAGAGGCCACAGAAGGUAAAGACUAUAAUGCCUCAGCUUCUACCAUCUCACCACCUUCUUCAUUAGAGGAAGACAAAUUCUGUAAAUCUGCAUUCCAAGAUGUAUACUGUCAAAAAGGAAAUGAAAUCCAAGGCACUGACAAAUUAGAAAUCAAAGAAGCCUAUCCAGAAGAUUGUGGAAAACAUAGUCCAACCAAGACCCCAGCUAACAGUUUGUCCCCUCCAUCACCUGUUGCCAAAACACCACUGGUUGAAUGCUGUGUGAACUUUUCACUCACACCCAGUGAGAUCAAGGUCUUGGUUGAGCCUGUACCCAUUGCUAUGUUGUCUGAUGUACAUCAAGAAGUUGCCAAAGAGCACUGUGCAAGCCCUGAUCAUAAAACAUUAGAAGUACCAUCUCCCUCACAGUCUGCUGCUGGUAGUUCUGGCCACACACCUUAUUAUCAAUCUCCCACUGAUGAAAAAUCCAGUCAGAUUCCCUCUGAAACCAGUGAAAAGUUAACAGAAGUUCCUGUUAUCUUUGAAGUCAGUGAAGACAAAGAUGAGUCUGCAAAACCCAGAAUAAGCCCUAUGGAUGAGCCUGUGCCAGAUUCAGAAUCUCCUAUUGAAAAGGUUCUCUUGCCUCUACGGAGUCCGCCACUGAUAGGUUCAGAGACCACUUAUGAUACAUUUUUGAGUGAUGAUGUAAAGUUUCCCACCAGAGAUUAUGGAAAUCCUUCUGAGGGGAAACCUGAAAAGGAAAAAUCACCUGUUCAGAUGAGCCCAGCUUCUGAAGCCAGCUCUGUGGGCCUUUUCCAAGAAAAACAAGAUGAAAAAAGCAUGGAGUUUACGGUAAUUAAGGAAAGUUUAAACCUAGAAAGGAAAAUUGGGGAUACAGAACCCAGCAGCUCCCAGUCUUCACUGGUCUUGGAUGAGCAGAAGUUAGCAGGUGAUCUCUCACCUACUCAAAUAGAUAUUGGUCAGUUUGGUUCCUUAAAAGAAGAGACCAAAAUGUCAAUUUCGGAAGGCACUGUUUCUGACACAUCUGCAACUCCAGUUGAUGAGGUUGUAGCAGAAGACACCUAUUCCCACAUAGAAGGAGUAGCUUCUGUCUCUACAGCAUCUGUUGCUACUAGUUCAUUUCCAGAACCAACUACUGAUGAUGUGUCUCCUUCUUUGCAUGCUGAGGUUGGAUCACCCCACUCUACUGAAGUCGAUGAUUCCCUUUCAGUGUCAGUUGUACAAACACCAACAAUGUUUCAGGAAACAGACAUGUCUCCAUCUAAGGAAGAAUGCCCAAGGCCCAUGUCAAUUUCUCCACCUGAUUUCUCACCUAAAACUACAAAAUCAAGAACCCCAGUGCACAAUCACAGAUCUCCUGAGCAGUCAACUAUGUCAAUAGAAUUUGGUCAGGAGUCUCCUGAGCAGUCUUUAACAAUGGACUUUAGCAGGAAAUCUCCAGACUAUCCUACUGUAGGCACUAGUAUACACCAUAUAUCUGAAAAUGGACCAACAGAAGUAGAUUACAGCCCUUCAAAUAUACAGGACUCUAUUUAUGCAUGGAAGAUUUCCCCUGUGGAGCAGUCAUCUUACUCUCAGGAGAAGGACAUUUCAGAAAUUAUUUCAGUUUCUCAAAUUGAAGUUUCAUCCUCGACUUCAUCAGCUCAUACACAUUCCCAGUUAACUUCGCCACUGCCAGAAGAAACCUUUUCAGGUGCUGUUCCACCCAAACAUAUGACACUACAUUCUUCUCUUAUCUCAGAAAAGAUGCAGAGUUUAGGAGAAAAGCUUUCAUCAAAGUCUGAUCUAUCUCCAUUAACUCCAAGGGAAUCUUCUCCUCUGUACUCUCCUAGUUUUCCAGAUUCAUCUCCUGCAAUCACGGAAGCUGUGUCAGCUGGCCACACAUCUUCAUUAUCUUUGCAAGUGUCCUCUGUCAAAGCAUUUGGUUGCCAGAAACCCCUAACAAAGCACAGUCCAGAACCUUUAAUCAGCCCAGAAAAAGAAGAUUCAGAGAAAAGCAGCAGAUCACCAGAAGAACUCAAUUAUUCUUACAAGGCCACAGAGAAAACUAUUAGGUCACCAGAGGAUAUUAGCUACUCCUAUGGGGCAGUUUCAAAAUCUAAGUCACCUCAGGCCACAGAUUAUUCCUAUGAGACAACAGGGAAAGCCACCAGCUCACCUGAAGCCACAGAUUACUCAUUUGAGACAACUGAGAAAACCACUAGAUCAUCAAAAGCUACUAGCUAUUCCUAUGAAGCAAGUGCACAUUUUACUCCAGGAAAACCUUUAGCAGAAUCCCAUCAAGAUGUUGACUUAUGCCUUGUGUCCUCCUGCGAAUAUAAACAUCCUAAAACUGAACUUUCACCCUCAUUUAUCAACCCAAAUCCCCUUGAGUGGUUUGCAAGUGAAGAACAGUCUCAAUAUCAAAAGAAACCAUUAACUCAAUCUGGGAGAGCUCAGCCACCUUCUGGGGGAAAGCAGCAAGAGCAGCAGUGUGAGGAAACCCCUCCCACAUCCAUGAGCGAGUCUGCCCCAUCUCAGACUGAUUCAGAUGUUCCCCCUGAGACUGAGGAAUGCCCUUCCAUCACUGCAGAUGCUAACAUUGAUUCAGAAGAUGAGUCAGAAACCAUUCCGGCAGACAAGACAAUUAUGUACAAACAAAUUGACCCAUCACCUGUCCCGCUGCAGGAUCACAGCCCUUCCCCUAGGCAUCCUGAUGUCUCCAUGGUUGAUCCAGAGACUUUGCCCACUGAUCAGAAUUUGGGUAAACCUUUGAAGAAGGACCUCAAAGAAAAGACAAAGACAAAAAAGCAGGGCACUAAGACCAAGUUGUCUUCUCCUGUUAAAAAAAGUGAUAGUAAACCAAAACAAACGGCUUCACCCAAACCAACUGUAAAAGAAUCUGUAGAGAAAAAUUCCAAAACAGUUUUUCCAAAAAAGAAGGAGUCUGUGGAGAAAGCAACCAAAAAUAUCUCUAAUCCAGAAGUAAAGUCUCGAUUGGAAGAUAAAGACAAGGACACCAAGAAUGCAGCAAAUACAACAACAUACAAGUCAGCAAAGACUGCAACCACAGGACCUGGAAAUAGUAAGUCUGCAAAAUCUACAGCGGUCCCUCCAGGACCUCCAAUGUAUUUGGAUCUGGUAUACAUUCCCAACCACAGCAAUAGAAAAAAUGUUGAUGUUGAGUUUUUCAAGAGGGUGCGGUCAUCCUACUAUGUGGUGAGCGGGAACAAUUCUGCAUCUGAGGAGCCAAGCAGGGCUGUUCUGGACUCCCUGUUGGAGGGCAAGGCCCAGUGGGAUGAUAACAUGCAGGUGACCUUAAUCCCAACCCAUGACUCAGAAGUGAUGAGAGAAUGGUACCAAGAGACCCAUGAAAAACAGCAGGACCUCAACAUCAUGGUUUUGGCAAGCAGCAGCACUGUUGUUAUGCAAGAUGAAUCUUUUCCCGCAUGCAAGAUUGAACUGUAAGAAUCAGGCCACACACCACAAGAUUUACCUUUGUUCCAGAAAUUCUUCAGUUUGAAAACACCUUUUCUAAAAAUUCAACCCAUCUGAUUCAACUGCUGAACCGUAUACCUGAAAAAUGCUAUACCAUAUCACGGUGAUGCAAGUCACUAAUAUUUUUCAGUCUUUACUGAUUGCUGAGGGAAAUAACAGCAUUCCCAUAGUAGGGUCAAAAUUACUGUGAAAAUACAGAUCCAGUUUCAUCUCCACUGAAUUUUUGGAAACCAUGUACUAGCAACUCCAAGUGACUCCUGUCAGGUAAAGGCAUUUGUCCUCUAAAGAAUUACAAAGAGAGAAAAAGAGAGAAGUAGGAGGAAAAAGUAAUAAAUAAUUAAAUCUCUAGUAGUCGUGUGGCAAUAGCAGUUUAUGCACUCACAUGAAAAGGAGGUUUUAAAUUUGUAUCAAUCUGAGCUAUUGCAAAGGAGAUCCUUACUUUACAGAAUUAAGUUAGCUGCAAAAUAAGAAGCAGAAUGUGGCUAGGAAGGGACAUAUAACCUAAAUGCUCAUUAGUAGUUUUCCACUUUAAUUUGAACCCUGCAUACUGACAUCCCAUAACAAUUGUAGGCCAAAUAUGCAUGUAGUCUGAACCCCAUUGAGAAUUCUAAAAUCUUUCUUUCAACAUGCAAAAUUGUUGGUCUAAGAUGUGCUUCCAGUAAAACUCCACUCACUCCAGUCACAACUGAUCAGUACAUAUGCUUAAACACCCAUGUCCACUGUCAAUUAACUGAAACAAAAUACCAAAGCAGUUGGGAGUACAUACAGUAGACAAUUUACCUUAGAAAGUGACUUGAAUGUACAAAGAAACUUGAUGCACUUAGUUUUUAUUGUUGAGACAGAAAAUUUACAAAACAUCUGUGUAGAAUCAUAGUUGCACCAGUAAAGAAGUGUGAGUGUGCAUGAAGUGUGUACUAGAAACCUAUCUGACUGAUCAAACAGCUUGGUGCUAUGAAUUAUAUAUGUUACUUCUGUGAACAUAUCAUUGAUGCACCAGGACAACUCGAAGCAAGAUGAGAAUUUUUUUUGAAAGGUUCUUUUGUAUUGUGGAAGAAAGAUUGAAGUGGUGUCCAGUAUCAGAGCUGCAAAACUUGAUAAAAUAUUCAGGAUGAUGAAAAAGGUUACCUGAAAGUCUGUAUGGUAUACAAUCUUCCUUUGUUUUACCUUAUUUUAUUUGUUUAAUUUAAGAGUAAAUAUGGGAACAAAUGUACAGAAAACCUUUUUUUAGUGCCACGUGAACUUUUAAUGGAUUUUUAAGAAAAGUUUUCAUUUACAGGAAAAUGCAAAGAAAAAUUUUUCAGGUGAAGGCAAUUUUUUAGUAGUCUUGUAAGAUAAAUUAAUGUUGUUUAAGGUUCUAGUGAGAAUGGAUAUUGAGGUAAUAUUUGUUGAAAAUAGUCAACUGCCACACUUUUAUGGGAGGAGCAGGGAAGGGGCACUCUGUUGGUAAAAUUGAUAAUAACAGAAAAUGUGAUUUGAAAUGCUGAUUGUCGAAUAUUUACAAGGGUUGUAAUUUAUAUUCUUGAUCCUCACAAGAUCUUGAAAAAAGAUAGAUUAAGCAAUAAGUUAAGUCCCUUUCCUUUCCUCCUUCCUCUCUCUCUUCCUUUCCCCCCUUCUCUUCCUUCUCUAGACUACUUGCAGUGGAACAGUAUGUAGAACAGUUCUGUAAUUUAAGACAGUUUGGAUUUUUUUAGUCUCAGAAGUUUUAUCCCAAUUAAAAAGUCUUGUUACAUUGUAGAGGGUUUGCAAACCUGAACUUAUCGAAGGUGUAAAGGCCUCCAAAACAAAGAUAUGUGCUGGUCUGUAUGAUUCACCAUUAUGGAUGGUAUUAAGCUUCACAAUGUAGUGAACUAUGACCUCAUUUUAUUUUCUUUACUUAUAAUUUGGAGCCCCUGAUGGUCUAGUGGUAAGGGCAUGGCGCUGUCACCACCGAGGCCCGGGCUCGAUUCCCGGUCAGGGCCGCUCCCGGGCAGAUGGAGCUCGUUAGCCCUUAAAAAGGCAACCCAUCUACAUCCUGAGGACCUCGCUGCCACCGUCCAAGCUUGCUUGGCCCCGGCAGAUGAACCUUAGGAUUAAAGGGUGGGCUCAGUUCCGCGCACACUGUGUCUCACCUAAAAAAUCCAAUGCGCAGGCUGGAAGGUGUAAAGACCUUCCCCGGAUCUUCGCUCGCGAAGACUGGCCAUUAUUACUUAUAAUUUAUUUCAAUUUUACAUUGUUAGGAUAUUUUUGUUUAAUAGGUAUAUGUUUGCACUCCAAAUUUUUAUGGGUUUUUUUUUAAUACUGCUUUAGGACCCAUUAAAUGUGGGCUCCUGUGGCCUAUUUAAUACUGUGAAUUACUGUUUGUCCACUGUUGAGAUAUUUGAUUUAUUUUUAAUGUCUUUUUCAUUUUAGGUCUCUCUAGCAAUGAUGGUUUAUUUAUUGCUAUACUAUUUAAGUUGUUAGGAACUUCACUCAGAAUGACUAUGACAGAAAAGGCAGAUGGAAAUUUAUUGUGAAAACAAGCAUGUUUGCUGGGCUCAUAACCAUUCACUUAAAAUUGCUUUUGUAAUACAUAGUCUUCAAAGUUAUAGGCAAAAUGUUUAGUAGAAUAGUUGCUCAAUUUCUACAAUAUUUCAAACUUUUUGAGUGGGUGGGAACUGAUUUUCUGAUAAUAUUUGAAAUGGUUUGUGCCUCUACUUUGGUAGAAAAUAUAAUACACCAAUAGUCCUCAGACUAAUUUCACUUAUGCCACUUACUCCUGUGAUUCAGGAGCAAUUUCACUACAAUUAGGGAAGUUACAGUCAUUUGGUCUAAUGAAAUUAGAAUCAAGUCUUAAAUCUCUCCAAGUAAGUUUGUGAUGGUUCAAGCAUUUAUUUUACUUUAAAAAUAAUAAUAAUUAGGCAGUUACAGCCAAUCUUAAAACAUUUAUUUAUAUUUUGCUGCUACAAGAAUAUUAAAACCCCAGUCUGACUUUUCUGAGGUAUUGUAAUGCCUAUUCCAUCCAUUCCCUUUUAAAUGUUAAUUAUGCUUGGGUGUAACACAGCAAUGAACUCCUCCAUUAGCUCCUCUUGCCCUUAUGUCUUUCCUGCCUGUGUAACUAAUCUAACUGUGCUAAUCACUACAUAAUCCGUUUAGUCACAGUCAGCAAAAUGUGGCCUAUACAUAAAUGAUGAGUGCUGUUGAUCAGCAUGGAUUUCUAGGAGCAUGGUUUGUUAUUGAUUAAUUAUACAGAUGGAGCCCCUGGUGGUCUAGUGGUAAAGGCGCCGCGCUAUCACCGCGGAGACCCGGGUUCGAUUCCCGGGCAGGUGGGGCUCGUUAGCCCUUAAAGGCAACCCACCUACGUCCUAAGGACCUCGCUGCCACCGUCCAAGCUCGCUUGGCCCCGGCAGAUGAACCUUAGGAUUAAAGGGUGGGCUCAGUUCCGCGCACACUGUGUCUCACCUAAAAAAAUCCAAUGCGCAGGCUGGAAGGUGUAAAGACCUUCCCCGGAUCUUCGCACGCGAAGACUGGCCAUUAUUAUUAUUUUAAUUAUACAGAUUCAAUAAGACACUCCAUUAAAAUGAUGGUAUUACCCCUAACAGCAUCUCCAGUCAUGAUCUUUAUGCUAUUACUCUACUGUUUCAUAAAAUUCAAUGAAGAAUUAACAUUAGAGAUUACACGCCACUCCUUAACUUGGACAGGGCCUCUCUUUUGUGCCUUUUCAAAGUCCUGUGGUGGGCCUGACUUCAUUGACCUCUACUUUUCAUGCCUUCUUUCAUAAAAUUCACUUUUGAUUUUUUUUAUUAUUAUCUUGCAUACUGUAGUGAAUGGAGGUAACUGUGUAUAUGAAUGGGGUUUUUUAAUUGUCUACAAUAGCUUAUGCAUUUUAGGAGAGUUCUAGUACUCAUUUACAAAGAUUUAAUCAAUUUGUUAAUUGAAUUUUCAAUCCAUCCUACCACAAGCAAGUCAGCUCCAAAGAGCACUUACUGUGCAUUUAGGACAUUUCUGUCAUAGGCUUCUCUUUGUUCAUCUGUUGCAAGAGGUUCUUGCUAUGAUGUUUUGAGAGAAAUAGUAAUUUUGUUUAAAAUAAAAAAAGAAAAAAGUCUGUUGUGACUUUACAAAAAAAAUCUAAAAAAAGUAGGUAACUAAAUAAAACAAUGUCAUAAAAAGCUUCUCUGAACUAGACUAGCUAGGAGCUCCAGAUGGCAGAGCUACCUCUUCCAGACUGAGCUGUAAUCACAACUGUAAAAGAGGAAAUCUGAAAUAUGCUUUCACACAUUUGCAUGUAGCCAUCAUCUUCAAUACUAUGGAAAGAAACAGUCUUGUUGCUGGCUGAAAAGCACCUCACACACCUCCUCUCUUGUUCUGAAUGGUGUUUGUGUCAGUCUGCAGCUGUCUAUGGUAUUAUGUCUUAUAAUCCUGUAUCACUUCUCUCCAGUCAUAUCUAAUGUAGAAAAUUAGUUUCCAGUGAAAGUAAUAUGCAGUGCUUUUAUGAUAUUUGUGCACAAUGUCCCCUCUUCCAUUGAGCAUAUUUGAUGUAAAAGAAAAAAACUCAGUUCCACAAUAAAAUACAAAAGCAGUAAAGCAGUA